ACCCGGCAGUCCCCGCUCUGACGUGUGUGCCCCCCCUCUCCCCGCCCGGAUUAGUGGCAGCUUGGCCUGACUCUCCGGGGCUCCUUCCCCCUCCCUGCCUGCUGCCCACCCCUGGGCAGGGGGCUACUCUGCCUGAGGGGCACUGUGCUUGCCCAGGGUGCUGGAGGAGGAAACCGGCGGAGCAGCUUCCCCACUCUCAGUUGCGCGUCUGGCGAUGGCGAUCAGAGGUCCUGCUGCGCUCUCCGCUGCGCUGUCCCUCCAUUAGCCGCGCUGCGCGGUGCUGCGCCCUCGCUGGUGCCUCUCUUCUGGCUCACGGGAUCGGCCCCCCACUUCCAGGCACGACCCCCUUCCCCGGCCCCUCGGCCUUUCCCCCCACUCAGCCAUCUCCGACCCGGGGCGCGCGUUCCCCCCGGCCCGGUUCCUUCUCUCCCUCCGGGGACACCCGCUCCCUAGCCCCGGUCCGACCCUCCCCAAAGCGCAGCACGGAGUCUCGGCGUCCCAUGGCGCAACCCACAGCCGUGGCCCAGAAGCUGGUGCGGCCCAUCCGCGCCGUGUGCCGCAUCCUGCAAAUCCCGGAGUCCGACCCCUCCAACCUGCGGCCCUAGAGCGCCCCCGACGCCCGGGGGGAAAGAAAGCGCGAGCGCGCUGAGCAGAAAGAGGGAGAACGCCCCGAAGCCGGCCCAUGGGGAGCGAGUGCCCAGCGCCGGCCAGCACGACCGCCGCCCACACCGCGCCCGGCCUGUGAAGCCCAGGACCCUCCCUGGGAGAGCCCCAUGAGGGCAGGAGAGUGAUGGAGAGUAUGCCCAGCUUCCUGAAGGACACCCCAGCCUGGGAGAAGACAGCCCCCGAGAACGGCAUUGUGGGGCAGGAGCCCAGUACCCCACCACAGGAUGGCUUGCGCCAUGGGGCACUGUGCCUAGGAGAACCUGCUCCCUUUUGGAGGGGCGUCCUGAGCACUCCGGACUCCUGGCUCCCUCCUGGCUUCCCGCAAGGCCCCAAGGACACGCUCUCACUGGUAGAGGGUGAGGGUCCUCGGAAUGGGGAGAGAAAGGCCAGCUGGCUGGGUAGCAAGGAAGGACUGCGCUGCAAAGAAGCGAUGCUGGCCCAUCCACUGGCCUUCUGUGGGCCAGCGUGCCCACCUCGCUACGGCCCCCUGUUACCUGAGUAUAGUAGUGCCCAUCCCAAGAGUGACCCUGUGGCCUUUCGGUCCUUGCACUGCCCUUUCCUGCUGGAGACCAAGAUUCUAGAGCAAGCUCCUUUCUGGGUUCCCACCUGCUUGCCGCCCUACCUAAUGUCCAGCCUGCCCCCAGAGCGUCCAUAUGACUGGCCUUUGGCCUCUCACCCCUGGGUAUAUUCUGGGGGUCAGCCAAAAGUGCCCUCUGCCUUCAGCUUAGGCAGCAAGGGCUUUUACCACAAGGAUCCGAACAUCCUCAGGCCAGCAAAGGAGCCCUUGGCAGUGUCAGAGUCUGGGUUGUUGGGCUUAGCCCCUGGUGGGCAUCUCCAGCGAGCUUGUGAGGCAGAAGGUCCCUCACCUCACCAGAGGGAUGGGGAGACAGGCACUGGCAGGCAGCAGAAUCUUUGCCCACUUUUCGUGGGGUACCCAGACACUGUUCCACGGACCCCCUGGCCCUCGUGUCCCCCAGGCCUAGUUCACACUCUUGGCAACAUUUGGACCGGGCCAGGAAGCAAUAGCCUUGGGUAUCAGCUGGAACCACCAGUCACACCAAGAUGCCCGUCCCCUGGAGCUCCGGUUCCUACGGGAGGCUGUUGCUCAUCCCACCUAACUGCCAGAGAGGGGGAUCUUGGCCCCUGUAGGAAAUGCCAGGAUAGCCCAGAGGGAGGUAUCAGUGGGCCAGGUGAAUCCAGCGAAGAGAGGAACAAGGUUGGCUCCAGAGCCUGUCCCCCAAGCCAUCACACCAAGCUGAAGAAGACCUGGCUCACACGCCACUCAGAACAGUUUGAGUGCCCAGGUGGUUGUCCUAAGAAGGAAGAGAGUCAGGCCACCGGGAUCCGGGCACUCAAGAGGGCAGGCAGUCCAGAGGUCCAGGGAGCAGCAAGGGGCCCAGCUCCCAAACGCCCAUCCCACCCUCUCCCAGGCACUGGGAGGCAGGGGGCCAGGGCUUGGCAGGAGGUACCAGACACAUCCACAGGAAGCAAGGCGGAGGAGGCCGAGCAAGAAGAGGAACAGAGAGGACCCCAAGAUGGCAGGAUUAGCCUCCAGGAAGCCAGGCUUCAGGAUACAUCUUGCCAGGCUCACUUAGCAGGUAUCACUCAGUGCCAGAGUUGUGUCCCGACAGCUGGAGAUGUAGGAGUACUGACCAGCCGCUCCCAGAAAUCACAGAGGUUGCCCCUGGAAGAGAAGCAGUUGGAGGAGGAGGGUUCCUUGGCCAGCUCCGAGGAGGGAGGAGGGUCUGACCCAGAAGCUCCCUUCAACAAGGUGCUGGCCAAGCACCUGCUGAGUGGUUUGGGUGACCGGCUCUGCCGCCUGCUGCGGAGGGAGAGGGAGGCUCUUGCCUGGGCACAGCGUGAAGCAGGCCAGGGGCCAGCCAUGACAGAGGACAGCCCAGGCAUUCCAUACUGCUGCAGCCGUUGCCAACAUGGACUUUUCAACACCCACUGGAGAUGUUCCUCCUGCAGCCACCGGCUGUGUGUAGCCUGUGGGCGCAUAGCCGGAGCUGGGAAGACCAAGGAGAAAGCAGGCUCUCGGGAGCAGCACACGGAGGAGUGUGCCCAGGAGGCUGGGCAUGCUGCCUGUUCCCUGAUUCUGACCCAGUUUGUCUCCAGCCAGGCGCUGGCAGAACUGAGCACUGGGAUGCACCAGGUCUGGGCCAAGUUUGACAUCCGGGGGCAUUGUUUCUGCCAAGUUGAUGCCCGAGUAUGGGCCCCUGGGGAUGGGGGUCAGCAGAAAGAACCAACAGAGAAACCCCCCCCAGCUCCACAACCUUCCUGCAAUGGAGAUUCCAAUAGGACCAAGGACAUCAAAGAAGAGACCCCAGACUCCACUGAGACCCCAGCAGAGGAGCGUGCUAGCCGAUCACCCCUUCCUUGUCCCUCUCUCUGUGAACUGCUAGCCUCCACUGCUGUCAAACUCUGCCUGGGGCAUGAGCGGAUUCACAUGGCCUUUGCGCCCGUCACCCCGGCUCUGCCCAGUGAUGACCGCAUUACCAACAUCCUGGACAGCAUUAUUGCCCAGGUAGUAGAACGGAAGAUACAGGAGAAAGCCUUGGGGCCAGGCCUUCGAGGGGGGCCAGGCUUGCGCAAGGGCCUGAGCCUGCCCCUGUCACCGGUGCGACCCCGGCUGUCUCCUCCUGGGGCUUUGCUGUGGCUGCAGGAGCCCAGGCCUAGGCAUGGCUUUCACCUCUUCCAGGAACACUGGCGGCAGGGCCAGCCUGUGUUAGUGUCAGGCAUGCAGAAGACGCUGAGAGUUAGCCUGUGGGGAAUGGAAGCUCUUGGGACACUUGGUGGCCAGGUACAGACUCUGACUGCCCUCGGACCUCCCCAGCCCACAAGCCUGGACAGCACAGCAUUCUGGGAAGGAUUCUCUCACCCUGAGACACGUCCAAAGUUAGAGGAGGGCUCCAUCCUCCUGCUACACCGAACCCUGGGGGACAAGGACGCUAGCAGGGUGGAGAACCUUGCCUCCAGCCUUCCACUCCCAGAGUACUGUGCCCACCAAGGGAAACUCAACCUAGCUUCCUACCUCCCCCUGGGCCUCCCCCUGCAUCCAUUGGAGCCCCAGCUCUGGGCAGCCUAUGGUGUGAGCCCACACCGUGGACACCUGGGGACCAAGAACCUAUGUGUAGAGGUGUCUGACCUAAUCAGUAUCCUGGUGCACGCUGAGGCACAGCUGCCUGCCUGGCACCGAGCGCAGAAAGAUUUCCUCUCAGGCCUGGAUGGGGAGGGGCUCUGGUCUCCAGGUAGCCAGACCAGCACUGUGUGGCACGUGUUCCGGGCCCAGGAUGCCCAGCGCAUCCGUCGCUUUCUCCAGAUGGUGUGCCCAGCUGGAGCAGGGACCUUGGAGCCCGGCGCCCCAGGCAGCUGCUACUUGGAUGCAGGAUUGCGACGUCGUCUAAGGGAGGAGUGGGGUGUGAGCUGCUGGACUCUGCUGCAAGCCCCUGGAGAGGCAGUGCUGGUGCCUGCUGGGGCACCCCAUCAGGUGCAGGGCCUGGUGAGCACAAUCAGUGUCACCCAGCACUUUCUGUCUCCUGAGACCUCUGCCCUCUCUGCUCAGCUCUGCCACCAGGGAGCCAGCCUGCCCCCUGAUCACCGUAUGCUUUAUGCCCAGAUGGAUCGGGCUGUGUUCCAGGCAGUGAAGGUGGCUGUAGGGACAUUGCAGGAAGCUAAAUAGGGGAUCCUAAUGCCUGGAGGGGUGGUGGGCAGGUAAUCAAGUGCUCAGUCUACGCAUAAUUUCAACAAGGAAUGGUACCGGGGAAUUUAGAGGGUAUGGGUCCAUUCCACAAAUAUCACUUUGGGCAUAAGCAGGGAACCCUGUUCCUCACCCUGGCCCCGGCCCUAAAGGGAACAACUUUGCCACUCGAGUGUCCUCCUGCUCCACCAUGGCCUCCCUCUCCAUGGUGUCAGGUUCAUACUGGGGGUAAAUGACUCCUUCCAACCCCUGUACUCCACCCCGGGGGAUGGACACCCUUCCUUGGGGAAGCUGGGGAAUUGCUUUGGCUUAAUCAGCACCCUCUUCUGCUGCCUCAUCCUGUGACGUCCCUGGGCCCCAGCUAUGCUACAGCUCACCAUCAUCCACACGAAGCUGCUGGAUAGCCCUUCUGACUGUAGGUCUGCCGGCUUGGGAGCCUCAGAACUCUUCCCUUAUGGAAGAGCAGUGGAGCUGGGGAGGUGCUGACCUCAGUUAACGGCCCAGGCUGGCUGGAGGGAACGACAUGGGCCUGCCAUUGUGUUCCUGCUUCUACCUCUCUGUCCCUAGUCUGGAUGAAAAUCAGUUGUUUGGUGACUACUGCCAGCAUAGGUUGACCUUUCUCUGUCGGCCAGAGGGCUGGGGAGAGAAGGGUAAAUACAGAAAUCUGCUCUGGAGCAGAGGCCAGUGGACAGGGGGGAUAGAGACAGGGGACCUGGUGACAGGGACCUCAAAUACCACUGCCAGCUCUUUGGGAGGCCUGACCCUGGAGCUUUCUAGGGACUGAAGAUGCUCCUGACUGUCAGCGGGAAAGGCAGAGUUCUAGGGUGCACUGGGACGGCCUCCCUAGGUGGCAUCAGCCUGUGGAGAUUACAAAUCCCCCUGCCUCUGCCCCCCCUGUCCUGUGUGCUCUGACCUGGAGAGACAGGAGAGCCCUUGCUCAGCCCAACUACUCUUGGUGUCCAGGCCCCUGAGACAGAGCUUCACUGCCUCAGACAGCUGACCCCCCUACCCCGUGGCCCUCCUGGUAACGCUUGGCUUUCUACCUCUCCCCUGUGUAUCUCAGCCGCACAAACGCGCCAGCUCUUGUUAUACUUAACUGUUCCUGCUGUGGUUUGGGGAUUUUUUUUAAUUAAAUAAACAUUUUUAUUAUAAAUAUAA
Molecule: messenger RNA, 5524 nt
Organism: Onychomys torridus (southern grasshopper mouse)
Lineage: Eukaryota; Metazoa; Chordata; Mammalia; Rodentia; Cricetidae
Gene: Hr
Product: HR lysine demethylase and nuclear receptor corepressor
Exons: 20
Coding region: 791-4348 (1185 amino acids)
Biological process (GO): regulation of transcription by RNA polymerase II
Cellular component (GO): histone deacetylase complex; chromatin
Molecular function (GO): histone H3K9 demethylase activity; chromatin DNA binding; transcription coregulator activity
Source: RefSeq, a predicted model, not a curated record